AUGAAUAAAUUUGUGGUUGUAAUUUUGGCUUGCGUAUUGCUAAGCUCAGCCAAUGCACGUCCAGAUCUCAGUCAUGGCUAUCGUUACAAUGCAGGCCACAGCAGUGGUGGUGGAGGUUUUCUGCAAGCCCCAACUUCAAUCAGCUCAAGCUCCUCCUACUCACCCGUAGCUUCUGGAACAUCAUACUUCAAUGCCGCUCCCGCUAUUGGACAAAGCGGUUUUGGCGGUAGCUCUUCUGGUGGUUCUUCUGGCCUCUCCUUAGGUGGUUUUGGCGGCAGUUCAUCUGGUGGAUCAUCUGGUGGUUCAUUUGGUGGUUAUAAUGGUGGUUCAUCUGGCGGCCAAGAAGCUUUCCUUGGUCAUAUACAAAACAACCAGCCACCAAUUGUAACAAAGCAUUUCUAUGUACACUCAGCACCAGAAGAUCAUGAUGAACAACAAAUUGUACGCUAUGUCAAUGUUGGCCGUCCUCAACAAAACUAUCGCGUUGUCUUCAUUAAUGCACCAUCCUCAUCUGCAGCGAAAGCCAAGAUUAUUGCUAACGUUGCACCAGUUGAAGAUAAGACUGCCAUUUAUGUACUUUCUAAGAAAUCCAAUGAAUUGGAUGUUAGCGCUGAAGUUGUUACACCAGCACCAGUUAACAAUAAACCAGAUGUAUUCUUCAUUAAAUACAAGACCCCACAAGAAGCUGUACAUGCACAACACACCAUUCAAGCUCAAUAUGAUGCUCUUGGUGGAAGCAGUGACCUUGUUGAUGCUGGCACAGUACCUGUCUCCUCAGUCAUUGGCAGCUUAGGUGAUUCAGGAAAUGGCGGAUCUGCUGGUGGUAAUGGAGGAGGAUCACUUGGAGGUGGAUCUUUCGGUGGUAAUGGUGGCGGUUCAACCAUAUCAAUUGGUUCUCUUGGCGGUACCGGUGGUUCACUCGGUGGCUCAUUUGGCGGUUCAACUGAUUUCGAUACUCAACCAUCACAAAAUUUCGGUGCUAUAAAUAUUCCUCAUACUGGUGAUAAUACUCAACAAACUUACUUGCCUGCUCAACAUAAAUAA
Molecule: messenger RNA, 1044 nt
Organism: Teleopsis dalmanni
Lineage: Eukaryota; Metazoa; Arthropoda; Insecta; Diptera; Diopsidae
Product: keratin, type I cytoskeletal 9
Exons: 4
Coding region: 1-1044 (347 amino acids)
Source: RefSeq, a predicted model, not a curated record